UGGACCGGUAUCCGAGUUGGACGUUUUUCGCCUAGCGCGUACCGCUUCCGUAGUCUUCCGGGUUCUGAUCCAGAGCAUAGUCUAGCACUGAUAUACUCCACUGCACUGUGACGUCACGCAUCAAUUUUGACCGGACCAGCAGCUGUCAAAUAAGUGAGGUUAGGCUCGUCAUAUGCAGCGCUCUAUAGCAGUUCAACAGUCAGCUUUGUUGAGGUGGGUUGGGAAGAGUUCCUCGUCCUACUCCGGCUGGAUUUGUGGGCUAGCCGCCAGACGCAUGCCGCCGUCUUCUUCUUCGGAUUGAGGGCAGAUACCUAUAGGUGUAUUUGAAGGAUCUGUUUAGCAGUGCGAUGAUGCAAGCCGCAAGGCCUGGAAAAUUAAAUGAAUGAUACGCUCAUUCCAGUCGCGGAGUCCAUCAGGGCCCAUAUCGUCGUCGCGUCUUGUUGUGAUUAAUUAAUUACAGUGAUUUUGAAAAUUGGAUCAAGUGUGAUAGCGUUCGCUCGCGUCUUCAUAUGUUUGGAAAAAACGGGGAAAUUUACUACAUAUCCUGUUCGUGACCGAUAAACCAGCCUUGAGUGUUAUUAAACCAGGGAGAAAAUUAUCCGUGUUUAAAGAUCUGAGGAUUACAACGGUCGCCGCCGGUAACUCGUUCGGGUGUCAAGUGCAGAACUUGGGUGGUUGUCGGUGUGUGGUGUUUGGUUUUCAUUCGGAGAAUUUUGUCUGCUAGAGUGGGAAGCAACGUAAAACUGGGGAAGUUCUGAACAGUGCAUCCUGAGAAAAAAACGUGAAUUUUUCGGAAAGGAGUGUGUUUGUAUCGAGUCAUUGAGGUAAAGGAAAAAGAUUAAAAGGAUUUUAUUACAACAUUGAUGAGGUUCCGGAUUUAACAACAGAUUGGUGGACAAAGAAAAGCGCGCGAGUUUACGAAUUCAUAAACAGCAUCGUUAAGGCUGCCAGUGCCAUUUUAUCGUCGUCGGGUUUGAUCACAUGUGAAACAGGGUAGAGCCAGAAGAAUCCGGACGGCGACAGUUUGAGCAUUAAUUUGAAGCGAUAAAAAAAGAGCAAACGGGGACAGAACCUAGAGCCCGAACCAUGCUGCACAUCAACGGCCGGCCAGUGGCGUCGACCUGCCACAUGGUGGGGCUUCUUAUCGUUCUGGCGGCUCUCGUGGCUACCGGCGCUACGAUGGGCUGCCCACAGAGUUGCACUUGCCAACAGCGAACGGUGCGAUGUGUCAAACAGCAGCUCGAUAAGAUUCCGGAAAUGCCUCUGGAUACUAACAUGGUUGAUCUGCGGUUCAAUCGUAUCCACGAAGUGCCCACAGAUGCGUUUGCCAACCUGGCCCACCUGCACACGGUUUUCCUCAGCGAGAACCAAAUCGUGCGGGUCCAGCCGGGAGCAUUCCGACAGCUGCCGUCGCUCAAGCAUCUGUAUCUGAACAAAAACCGAAUCGCAACCAUCGAACCUGGUGCGUUCGAAGCACUGGACCGAUUGCAAAACUUAAUGCUGUACGGUAACCAAAUUAAGCGGAUUCCCGAGGGUGCUUUCGGAGCGUUGCCAUCGUUGAAGCGCUUCAGACUCGACGACAACCCGCUGGAAUGUGACUGUUCGCUGCUGUGGUUCCGGAAGUGGAUUCAAGGACUCGGUCGCAGCGCACAGGCCACCGGGGAAUGUGCCGUUCCUGAGACGCUCGCCCGCAGAAACGUUGCCGACUUGAUGGACAGCGAUUUCCACUGCACCAAACCGGAGAUUGUGACCGAACCGAGGGACAUCGAGAUAAGCUACGGCCAGACGGCCGUAUUCAGCUGCAAAGCCGUCGGCGACCCUCGGCCGGAAAUUGUGUGGAUGCUGAAUGCUAACGAGAUCCAUUCGGACGAUACGCGGAUCAACGUGCUCCCGGAUGGGUCCCUGCGGAUAGACGAAGUCACGGCCAUCGAUGCCGGCCACUACGAGUGCAUGGCCAAGAACAACAUGGGCGAGGUCCAUUCCCGGCAGGCGCAGAUGAUUGUCAAUAACGAGGUCAUCGAAACCGAAGCGGAGGCACCGAAAUUCAUUCAGACUCCACCGGCCGAAGUGGACCUGCUCGAGGGCCAACCGCUGGUGCUGCACUGUGUCGUUUCGGGGGCUCCCACGCCAAGUAUUCUGUGGAAGUUCAAUAACCAGAACAUUCAAAACGGCCGUAUCAAACUGUUUGGAAAUGGAUCGCUGAUUCUGCCGGUAGCUUCGCUCGAUAAUGGCGGAGUGUACAGCUGCUAUGCCGGAAACGCAAUCGGGAAUGUGUCGGUCAACGCCACCGUGCACGUGAAUGAAAUUUUGCCCUCAACAACCACGACAACAAUGCCACCAGCAUCGUCAUCAUCGCAGCAAGCCGUCGUCGUUUCGUCGCGCCAUGGUGAUGAUGCAAUUACGCCUACUCCGGUGGCCGGGCAAAAGUCCUCGCCUCCAACAACAAGCACCGUUGCAGGUCCUGGCGACAGAGCGCCACCCCACUUCACCCUGGCACCGGAAAGCAUCACGACCAAAACCGGAACCCGAGUAACGCUCGAGUGUGAAGCGGACGGAAACCCACUGCCACACAUCUGGUGGAAGCGCGACGGGCAGCCUCUGAGCGAAACGAACCGGAUCUACCUCAGCGACGACGAUAUCGAGCUCACCAUCGAACACGUCAAGGAGUCCGAUGCAGGAAGCUACACCUGCGUGGCGGAAAACGAGCUGGGAAGCGUGGAGGCGACCGCCGAACUGGCCGUGAUAAAUGACGUUGGACCGCCGAGCUUUCUCUUCGAGCCGUACGAUUUGGAAGCCAUCGAGGGAACGACCAUCGAGUUGCCCUGUAAGGCCGAAGACGACGACAUCAUGCAGACCAAAUGGCGUAAGGAUGGCCGCACGAUAACCCAAACGGAAAAGUACCGUCUGUCGUUGGCGGGCAGCCUGUUCAUCUCCAAUCUGACCGAAGCGGAUCAGGGACGAUACGAAUGCUCCCUGCUGAAUCAAUACGGACGAGCGACGGCCAGUGGACUGCUGACGGUAAAGAAAAAACUCGAACUGCUUCCGGGAGACCAAUUCGUGCGCAUUGCCAUCGCCGAGGCAUCCCGGGAAGUCGAUCUUGCCAUCAACCAAACAAUCGCCAAGCUAUUCUCCGUAGGUGGAAACCGAACCCAGCAACACCAAGGUGAUCUAUUCCGUAUCGUACGUUUCCCGACGGGACCCGCUCGAGAGUUGGCCCGAGCUGCGGAAGUCUACGAACGUGCCCUGGUCAACAUCCGCAAGCAUGUCAACACCGGACGGAACCUGUCGACCAACACGACCGACUUCAACUACAAUGAUCUGCUCUCGCCAGAUUACCUGGAUCUGCUUGCUCAACUCAGCGGUUGUAUGGCCCAUCGAGUGACUCCGAACUGCACGGAUCUCUGCUUCCACGCCAAGUUCCGUACGCUGGACGGAUCGUGCAAUAACUACAAGAAUCCCGCGUGGGGAUCAUCGCUUACAGGUUUCCGACGGUUGUUGCCUCCUAUAUAUGAAAACGGAUUCAACAUGCCAGUUGGAUGGAACAAAACUCGGUUGUACCACGGAUUCUCCAAACCCAGCCCUCGCUUGGUCUCUACCAGCUUGAUCUCAACAGAGGUCAUUACACCGGACGAUCGGAUCACGCACAUGGUCAUGCAGUGGGGCCAGUUUUUGGAUCACGACUUGGACCAUGCCAUCCCGUCGGUUAGUUCAGAAAGCUGGGACGGAGUAGACUGCAAGAAAACUUGUGAAUACGCGGCGCCUUGUUAUCCGAUCGAAAUUCCAGAAGGAGACCCACGAGUUCACAACAGGCGAUGCAUUGAUUUUGUUCGAUCGAGUGCGGUUUGCGGAUCCGGAAUGACCUCUAUCUUCUUCGGUACGGUUCAGCCACGAGAGCAGAUCAACCAGCUGACGGCGUACAUCGAUGGAUCGCAGGUCUAUGGAUAUUCGGAAAGCUUUGCAAGGGAUCUGCGCAAUUUGACGACGGACGAAGGUUUGCUGAGAGAGGGACCGCAUUUCCCCAAUCAGAAAUCGCUGUUGCCGUUUGCGGCGCCUACCGAUGGAAUGGAUUGCAGGAGAAAUCUGGAGGAAAGUACGGUGAACUGCUUCACUUCCGGAGAUAUCAGAGUGAACGAGCAGUUGGGAUUGCUGUCGAUGCAUAUUGUGUGGUUCAGGGAGCACAAUCGAAUCGCUCAGGAGUUCAAGAGGAUCAAUCCACAGUGGGAUGGCGAUAAGAUCUAUUUCGAGAGCAGGAAAGUUGUGGGAGCAAUGAUGCAACAUAUCACUUACCAGCAAUGGCUGCCUGAGAUCAUUGGUGAACAGGGGAUGGCAUUGCUUGGUGAAUAUCAAGGGUAUGAUUCGUCGGUUAACCCUUCGAUUUCAAAUGAGUUUGCGACGGCUGCGCUGAGGUUUGGACAUUCGUUGAUCAAUCCGAUUCUACACAGAUUGAACGAGUCGUUCGAGCCAAUCGAACAAGGUAACAUUGCGUUGCAUAAGGCAUUCUUCGCUCCUUGGAGAAUCGUUUACGAGGGAGGUGUUGAUCCUUUGUUACGAGGACUGUUCACUGUUCCGGCCAAAUUGAAAAAGCCGAACCAAAAUCUGAACACGGAUUUGACAGAGAAACUGUUCGAAACGGCGCAUGCAGUGGCGUUGGAUUUGGCGGCGAUCAAUAUUCAGCGAUCGAGGGAUCACGCUCUACCGGGUUACAAUGAUUACAGGAAGUUCUGCAACUUGAAGGUGGCUGAGAGGUUUGACGACUUGAAACAGGAGAUCUCUAGUGAAGCUACGAGAAACAAGCUGCAAGAGCUCUAUGGUCAUCCGGACAAUAUCGAUCUGUGGGUCGGAGGAAUUCUGGAAGAUCAGCUGCCUGGAGCAAAGGUUGGACCUCUGUUCAUGUGUAUCUUGGUGGAGCAGUUCAGGAAGCUUCGUGACGGUGAUCGCUUCUGGUACGAGAAUGAUCAGUUCAAGCCGGAUCAGCUGGCACAGAUCAAGAAAACAACGCUAGGGCGUGUGCUGUGUGAUAACGGAGACAACAUAACUCGAGUUACGGAAAAUGUGUUCGUCUUGCCGGGUAAGCAGGGGGGUUAUAAGUUUUGUGAUGACAUCCCGCAGAUGGACUUUGAGCACUGGAUCGAUUGUAGUGACUGUUCGCGGCAUCACAAGCGUUACCACGCAUUGCCCAGACAGCGACGAUCGAUUCGGGCGAAACGAGAUAUUGAAAGCAAAUUGGCGAAACAGCCAGAACCGGAGAAUCAUUUAGAAGAAGACUCGUUCAUAGACGAUGACAUGAAUGAAGAACGGAUCGAAGGUUUGGAGGCGCUGAUUGAUACCUUCCAGAAAUCGAUGAAGCAGAUGCGAAGGAAGAUUCGUCGACUGGAGCAACAGUGUUCUGCUGCGGUAGCGGCCGGCAACGGAAGCUCCAACCCUGCAAAGGGUAAGCCGCACGGCCAUUGCGUGGAUAACAAAGGAAUCAAGCGGUUAAACAACGAAAUUUGGAUGCGGGAUGACUGCACCAAGUGCGAAUGCGAGCAUCAUCAGAUCAGCUGUGAGACGGAGAAGUGCGCCGAGCUGAUCUGCGAAAAUGGGUUGGUAUUGAUGAAGGAAGAUGGCAAGUGCUGUCCGACGUGUUCGGUGGACGACAGCGGAAUUGCGGUAACCGCGAAGGAUUCGCCAUGAACCAGAUAAGCCAGCUUAGCGUCAGGACGGUGAUAAUUACACAGACACAGGUAGCGUUUUAGGGUUUAGAUUUCCAGUUAGAUAUUAUUGACAGGUGUAGCGUUUCGCAGUAGAACUGAAGCUAUCGUUAUGAGCAAUAAUUAAUUUUCGGUGGAACUUUCUUUUCUAUCCAAUGUUGUGCCAAAUACUUAUUCUCAGUACAAGAAAAAAAAAGCGAACCGUUUGGUAAUCAUUAAGUUUGUUGAACGUUAACAUUAUUGGUCAAACCAUUUUAGAGCAAGAUUUCUCAGUCAACAGUAUAGAAUGCAAGAUGUCAAGAUGCGUUAAAAUUAUACUCAAGAGUCUUGAGUCAAGACAUCUCAUGUCACCCUUCUAGCGAAUUUGGUGUCUAACAAUCAGGGCCCACCAAUCAUUAAAUUUUGGAACGGUUCAAUUUAGGCAACAUGAAAAUUUUUGGCAUGUUGGCAAAAUCGAGCAGGCUCUGUAUACCCUUCCAGUUUUCGCGAGGUUUUUGCACUUAUGUUGUACAAAAUACAACAGCACGACUACUUAAGCUUCAAUAGUAUUGAUUUUAGGUGUGUGAGCUAAGCAUUGACCAGCUGACACACCCAAAACACUAACCAUGCACUCUUAUUCAGCUAGUAAUGUUACUUGUGCAUCUUGUCCCGCUUACCCUACUGUAAAAUGUCCAUAAUAUUGUAGAAAAAUGUGCUGAAUGUUUGUGACUUCCAUUAAAACUUAUUUUAAAACUUCGGCCUUUUGUGAUUCGGCCUUUUGUGGUAGACCCCCUAGUUUAACCAUAUGGGUGAACGUGGUUUACGGCUUAAGCAAAGGUGAAGAAAUUGGCUUUUAAUGGAUCAAAUGUAUCUUUUUUGUGGCACCGCUCCUAGCGAUCGUUGAAAGUUUCUUUUAACACAAAUAUGUUCGUAUUCAUAUGUUAGGAAAAGUCAGAAAAUUCCAGAUUUCUGUAUCGCUUUUUGCUACAAAAUUGUAGCUUCUGCUCAAGGAAUGUUAAGACAUAUUCGUACGUAGAAUAGUUUUCAAACGUUGUAUUUCUCUUCAUUUCAUAUCAAGCCUGAAGAUUGAGAAAUUUUGCUCUAAGCAAUCGGUUACCCUUCUAAUAAUUUGUGAUUUGUACUAAAGAUAGCGGAAAUAUCUCUCAACGAAGGAUUUAAAAAAAUAAAACCUAUCAUUACGAGCUCAAUGAAAACUCUCUUGUAUCAGAAAGAACGACUGACCGAACUAUUUUGAGUGAAAAUCUAAACGAACCAAACUAUUGCAUGAACAUUUUUGAAAAGUCCCAAACACAAUACACGUAAAGUUGUGAGUUUUGUAAAUAUCAAAAUAGCGAAAAUUUACUUCCAAUUACUGAACCAACAUCUAUAUUCGGAAAUUUUCAUCCCAGUUAAGAUAAUU
Molecule: messenger RNA, 7089 nt
Organism: Aedes aegypti (yellow fever mosquito)
Lineage: Eukaryota; Metazoa; Arthropoda; Insecta; Diptera; Culicidae
Product: peroxidasin
Exons: 13
Coding region: 1087-5673 (1528 amino acids)
Biological process (GO): response to oxidative stress
Molecular function (GO): heme binding; peroxidase activity; protein binding
Source: RefSeq, a predicted model, not a curated record